Messenger RNA from Protopolystoma xenopodis, 843 nucleotides. The record is from the annotation of a GenBank genome assembly. Lineage: Eukaryota; Metazoa; Platyhelminthes; Monogenea; Polystomatidea; Polystomatidae.
AUCCAUGCUAGGCACUGUAAUUUAUCUCCAUCCUUUAUUUACACAUGCGUAUCCAAAUCUGCCCCUUCUCUCUCUUCCACACACAUAUGGACGCACGCAGAUGCACAACUAAAUGCUCCAGUUGUCAGUCUUCAAUUACCUCCUACUUCUGUCACCGAUUCCUCUCUCGUACUGGGCGCUUUUAAUUGGCCAAUUUCUGCUCCCCACCCAAGGCAAGCCACAUCACCUUUGGUUGAGCCCACUCGAGAUGGAGGCAAAGGCGAACCAGAACCUUCUUGUCUGCAUAAAAACCACUAUCGUCAUGGCAUCGACCCUCACUACGACCACCGCCGGCAUCACCACCGAAAGCGUAGACACAUCCACAAUCAUACAUACCACAUAAACCUUGGUAAUUACCCAUGUCCCGAUUCCCGUCCUGCCCCUGUCACUCACCCUAUCGCUGACCUUGACAAUGAUCAUCAACGCGACCACGAUCAUCACGCCCAGCUGAUUAAAUCGCGCCACAAUCAGAAUCACAACCAUCACCACCACCAUCAGCAUCACCACAAUCAUUAUCAAAAACAACGACUAGAUCAACCACGACAACUUCAGGAAGAAUUUUCGGGGCAUAAAACUGGUCGUUCAUGCAGUCGCUUGACGGAGGGUUCUUUAGAGGCGAGCCAUCCAAUGGGACCAGAUAUCAAACAGACUCAAGAUGUUACUAAUAGCCCGGACAUUUCAGCGCCAAUCAAAUACCCGGAGGUCACAUCAAAGCGCCGUUACAGCUCUGCAAGUGGGUCACUUAUCUAUAGUAGCUUAUUUCUUAUUAGCCGACUGCAAUUUUUUGUCCACAGGAUUUGUUGA